Cladocopium goreaui is the source of this 3861-nucleotide messenger RNA. Lineage: Eukaryota; Dinophyceae; Suessiales; Symbiodiniaceae. The record is from the annotation of a GenBank genome assembly.
AUGAUGUGCCAACCAGACGGCCUCGGCGUCGCAGCGUCUUCGCUUGGGAAAAAGUUCCAAGUGUUGCCAGUGAAAUCCAACAGCUGCCGCACCUCAGAGAUUCCAUCGAUCAAGGCAUCCAGGGAUUGUUGGACUCUGCCGUUGGAGGAGAACUGGAAGAGCAUCGGGCCACCUCGUGUGUCUGGCCCGCGGGCACAUUUGCCUUUGGUGCCUGCUGGUUUGCUCUUCUACGACAACCACCAGGCGUGGCAUUUGCAUCGCACUGGAGCUGUUCGACUCAGUGCAAAGAGGCUGAGAACAGUCUUCACUGUGCUCCACGAGCACCAUUCCAGGGAUUGGCAUUUCCUGCGUCUCAUUGCAGCAGAAAUGGCCUCGACUGGAUGGUUGUGCGGCACUUGCCGCAAAAUGCGGAGCCCCAAUGCGUGGUAUUGCGACCUCUGUGGUGGCAAUUGGGAAGAGUGCGCAAUCGAACCUGGAGGAGGACACACUUCUUCAUGGAAGACGCGCCCCAAGAGCCCCAGGCAAAGAACGAGACAGAAGUCGCGAAGGAAGAAGUCACAAUGGGAGCAAGAACAUGUGCAGCCGGACUCUCAUGCCCAGUGGUCUCAAGGAGGCGGCCCAUGGUCGACAGCAUAUGUCCAGGACCAGAAGGGCAGUGGCAAAGGACUGCAGAACGUGCAGAUGGCAGCGCCGCCGCCACCACCACCGCCUAUGCUCAUGAGUCCACCACCUAUGCAUGGUGUCCCAUGGAUGCAGGCACCUAUGCCAAUGAUGCAGCACAUGCCUUUCAUGCCUCCACAGAUGGACUUCACUGCAGCUCAACCGCCGCAACAGAUGGCGCCAGAAGCAGCAGAGGCAGACGAGCAGAGGAUGGAGUCCAGUGCACAAAAGAAGCUGAACAAGAUCAUGAAGGCUUCCAAAAAAGAAGAGAAUUUGUCGCCGGAGUUUCAGUCUCUCGUGCAGACAGAGAAGAAAAAGGACGACAAGGAGAGCACCAACAAUCUCCUUACAGCCGUCCGAGCCCAUGGGAAAGCCAAGGAGGCCCUAAUGGAAGUGGAAAGCAGCCGUAUGCAAUUAUGGUCGCAAUGGCGAACCUUCUUGCACCAGUCUGUCAACAAGUGGAAAGAAUAUACCUCGCAAUUUCAGGCAUCGGAGACAGCAUUCCAGACGCGCAUGCAGGAGGCCACCACCACUCUCCGCAAGGCACAGAGGAGAGUGGACAUUGCCAAGAAAAGGGCAGAUGCCACUGGUGGAGACGACGAAGUGCAAUAUGUCACCGACGACGAGAUGGAGGAGUCCGAGACCCUCGAGGAUCCAGACAUCCCCAAGGACGAGAAUGCGCAGAAGAUUCAGGAAGGCUUGGACCAGGUAGUAUCCAGCUUGAUGGUUCUAUCCGAGUCAGCCGACAAAUUGGAGCCAAAAUCAAAGAGACCGCGCACCAAGGAGGAAGAAAAUACUGGCCGGUGCACGAUGACCAACAGGUACGUGCAUCAGUGGCCACAGAUGAGCUUCGAUGCACAAGCAGUUUGCUUGCAUUGGAGUCAUAGUGUGCUGUCCGAGCCAACCUUUUUGAAUCCCUGGAAUGCCAUAGAGAAAGCAACAGAAUUGGCCUAUGAGUUGGGUGAGCCAGAUGCCAUUGUUGUUUCUACCUUUGCACUGCCGAGGAGAGAAAAACCAGUACGACCUUUGAGAAGAAUCAGUUUCAACGAGAAUGUCCAAGUCUUUCAGGGGAAAGGCCAGAUUUCAGAGUUCCAAGCUGAAUGGACGUACCUCGUUGACAGCGAUUCCUCAUUGGCCGCCAUCACAGUUCCCGUAGAUCCGCCAGGACACCAUCAUCAUGGACAUGCGCAAGGGAGUUCCACACCUAGUGCAUCUUCAAGAUCAGAUCUUCCGCAUAUCCUGGACAGGAGACUACCGCAUGAUCUACCUGGCUAUGUGCAUCAUUUGCAACAAUUUUGGCGAGAUGAGUAUAUCAGACUGCAGGUUGAUGAGCCCUACCAUGUCCGAACUUGGUAUCUCCAUCAUGUACAUGACCGCAUUUGCAAGAUCCCGCGCAUUGUGCGACUUGCUCAAGAUGCUCGCCUCUGGCAUGAUGCACUCCUCCGGGCGUGGAGAGAUUUGCUCCACAACGACGAGGUCCUCAACAUUGCAGUUGCAUUCCCGCGUAUUCGCACGGGGCCCAAUGAGAUCACCCAUGCUGACCUUCUCCUCACACAAGGCGACCAUCAAGAAUGUGGAGGCAUUGUCACUGUCUAUCCGCCUGGACAAGAUGAUCAGUUACACUACGUGUGCGCAGCAUCCUUGCCGAGGCAUGUUAGCGGUGUCAACAUCCUAGCUGGAGUAGAAGCAGAUGAUCUCCUGAGAAGUCAUGCAUGUGAUUUAUUUCAUGGUGGCACGCCCAUCCCAGUCACCACGAUGCCGACGCACCACAUGGCGAAUGGCCACUCUUUUGUUGCUGUCUUUCAGGAUCUCACAGAGGGUCGUCAUGGUCGAGGCCUACACCAAGAAGAUUCACGUGCAGCCUCUACUGCCACAACAGACCAUGACCAAUCUGGUGAAAUACCCAAUGACGUUCAGGAGGAAAUGAGUGCGGCUGCAGAAGAUGCAGAGGAAAGUCCAGCAGUCCAGAGCUCUAGCUUUGAUGAAGAAGAACUGCAAGGCCUACAGAUCUUUGGACUCAACAGGUCUCCACAUCACUGCUUUGUGCGAUGGCGCACCUACAAUGUCAUUCUUUUUGACAUCCUCCAAAAUAUCGGACUUCAUCGAGAUCUUGCAGUCGGCUACCAUUACAUGCAAUCGCAGCUCAUUGAUCAACAUGAAGCGGAAGAAGCAGUCAUACUACAACGAGUUGGCGAUAUCCCUGGAGGUUCGUCUGACAGCCUUGUCCUUGUUGACAUCACCUACAAGUUCAGACAUGGUGCUCAGCGAACAUAUCACCGUCAGGUCAGAGUACUGCCCAAGACUCUCCAGAGAGAUGAAGUCUUUGUUCAUCUGAAUGGUCCCACACGGCACAAACCUACUGGAAAGGAUCCCAACCCAAGAGCGUGGAUGCCACCAGUCAAAAUGAAGUUCAGAGAAUGUGCGGUGACAGAAUAUCAGGAUGAGGGUCCUGUCUUCUACUGGACUACGUGGCAUCAGAACACCGUCAUGUUGGGCAUCUACUAUUGGUCCAGGGACAAGGAAGCAUUUGCGUGGGAAGAUGAAGACCGCUCAUGUGCCAUUCAAACUUGGUUUGUAGACCAUACCUGGCAGCGGCCGCACUCCCGAGUCUCCAGACGACUGCAAUUGUUCUCUGACUUUCAUCAGUGGGAAGAGCAGAUCCGUGCGCUGUGGCGUGAUGUACAUGAUCCUCAAGCUCCUUUGGAGACCUAUGUCGUCGCGCCCAUGCCACCUGCCCCCCACAAUGACAUCGCGGCUCAUGUGAUCCUCAUCCAGAAUCCCAACGAGGCAUGGAUCACGAACCUUGCGACAGUCAUUGACACCACGAGACAAGUUUACAUAGCUCAGCAACUGGCUAUUACCACUCACGAGCACUUGAGGGCGGAGAAUGUUCUCAUUGCUGCAGAACUUGAUGCAAUUUGUCUUGGUAUGCAGGCAUUCGUCGCGACCAAAGAGACGUCACUGGUCACUUUGAGCCUAGAACAAUUGAUUCCAGACAAUGUACGUCGGAGGCUGGAGUACAAAAUGAGCUCCAACAUUGGGGAUGCAACUGCAAAGUAUACCGAUUUGGCCUGCGAAGUGAAUACCUAUGCUUUGACCCUCUACAUGCUGUCAAUGAGGCGCAAAUUCACUAUAUGCUUUGUCAUGAUGAUCUCACAGACGUUGACGGAGCCAUUUUACAUUCCAGUGAAACAGCACUGA